AUGGAGGCAAGGAGUGCGGUCAUCCAGCCGCGGCAUGGGUGCCCCCACCCUCCCCACCUGAAGAGCAGCCUGCUCCUCAUCCUCCUCCUGGGUGUGUGGUAUGGUCAGGCACUGGAGAUGAUCACAGGGAAGAUCCCUUACCUGGAGGCCGUCAAUGGCAGCACUGUCCUGCUGCCCUGCAAAUAUGCCAGCUGCAUAGGCAUUGAGGACCUCUACUUCCGCUGGUCAUUCAAUGACACGGACCCCCAAAACAAGCUUUGUGAUGCAGUGAUCCAUGACGAGACCUCAGAGCCCAAUGUGAAGGUCUACAAGGACCGUGUGGAGUUUAUCGGGCAUAAUAUCGAGCAGAAUGUCUCAAUCCUGCUGUGGAACAUCACCUUCGACGAUGGAGGGGUGUACACAUGUUACGGCAAGAACCCCAAAGAGAAGGGCAGAUACCACAACGCCACCUUCACCCUGGUGGUGGUCGACCAAUUGACGGUGGUGGACAACACCCUCGCCAAGCUCAUUGCCACGUGUGUGGGCGGCGCACUUGGUCUUCUCAUGUGCUACGUCUUACUAAAGAACUUCACACUGUGGGUGAUGGCACAGAUGGAAGAGAGAAAUAAAGAAGGCCUUAUCACGUCUUCAGGGAUCGACAACACAGAGAAUGGCCUCUCGGGAUCCAAAUCCACACCCAAGCCCACACCAAAGAAAGCAUGAGAGCCUGCAUGUAUGUAGACUACGAUGUCAUCCAAGUAGAGCAAAAAAUAACAACGAAAAAAGCAAUGAUGCAGAAAACAAAAUAACAAUGACCCAAAUGCAGCCCCUCCUCCCUAUUUUUUUGACUCGUACAUUUGCAGAGCAAUGCUGAACAAGGCAAGGCCGAUACUGUAGAAGCAACUCCACUGGCUUUGCGCACACUCCUUUUCCCUCUUGUUCAGACUAAAUUCAGCAUGAAAUCACUAAAAGC
Molecule: messenger RNA, 952 nt
Organism: Engraulis encrasicolus (European anchovy)
Lineage: Eukaryota; Metazoa; Chordata; Actinopteri; Clupeiformes; Engraulidae
Gene: scn4bb
Product: sodium channel, voltage-gated, type IV, beta b
Exons: 5
Coding region: 1-702 (233 amino acids)
Biological process (GO): cardiac muscle cell action potential involved in contraction; regulation of sodium ion transmembrane transporter activity; regulation of ventricular cardiac muscle cell membrane repolarization
Cellular component (GO): plasma membrane; voltage-gated sodium channel complex
Molecular function (GO): transmembrane transporter binding; sodium channel regulator activity
Source: RefSeq, a predicted model, not a curated record